Molecule: messenger RNA, 3955 nt
Organism: Toxotes jaculatrix (banded archerfish)
Lineage: Eukaryota; Metazoa; Chordata; Actinopteri; Toxotidae
Gene: scamp5a
Product: secretory carrier membrane protein 5a
Exons: 7
Coding region: 322-1014 (230 amino acids)
Biological process (GO): protein transport
Cellular component (GO): recycling endosome membrane; trans-Golgi network membrane
Source: RefSeq, a predicted model, not a curated record
ACCCGGGCGGGCACAACCAGCGCAGGGGUAUGUGCGUAAAGAAAAGACCUUACGUCACGUGACCGCCCCUUACUCCCAUACCCAUAAUUUCAGGCAUAACGAUCCAUAGGCUAUUUGUCUCACCAAGCGCCAGAUUUGUGUGUUUCCUCCGGUGUGUUUUAAUUCAGGCUGACCCAUAGGAUGCCAUUUAAACGAACGGAGGGAUUCUAGCGACAUUCUCGGACUAAACGAGAGCUCUGUAGUUUGCAGUUUGGCAUUCAAGGCAGCUGAUAUUGAAGACUGUGUCUGUUUGCAAGUGGAGGAAGAUACUGAGCUAUCAUCAUGGCAGAAAACAACUUCCCUCCCCUGCCUCGAUUCAUCCCCCUCAAGCCAUGUUUUUACCAAGACUUCAAUGAGAUCCCGGACCAGUGUCGCACCAUGUGCAAGAGGCUUUACUACCUAUGGAUCUUGAACAGUGCCACGCUGGCUGUUAAUCUGAUUGGCUGUCUGGCGUGGAUGUGUGGAGGUGGUGGAGCGACCAACUUUGGCAUGGCCAUCCUGUGGCUCAUCCUCUUCACCCCCUGCUCCUACGUGUGCUGGUUCAGGCCCAUUUACAAGGCCUUCAAGACCGACAGCUCCUUCAACUUUAUGGCUUUCUUCUUCGUCUUCAUGGCCCAGGUGGUGAUCAGUAUUAUCCAGACUGUUGGCAUUCCAGGCUGGGGAGUGUGUGGCUGGCUGGCUACCAUCACCUUCUUCAGCACCAACAUUGGCUCAGCUGUGGUCAUGCUGAUUCCCACCAUCAUGUUUACUGCAGUGGCCGUGCUCUCCUUCAUCGCCCUCACAAAGGUUCAUAAUUUUUAUCGUGGUAGUGGUGGCAGCCUGGGUAAGGCCCAGGAGGAGUGGACCACUGGGGCCUGGAAGAACCCUCACGUCCAGCAGGCAGCUCAGCAGGCGGCCAUGGGAGCCGCACAGGGAGCCAUGCAGCAAAAUCAGUACUCAGCGGCUCCCACCUAUAACUACGACGACCCAAUGUAGGACAGCGGCGGGGGCCAGGCUGCUGAGUGGGAGAGAUAAAAAAGGGAUCAAUUAAGAACACAAUUCAGAAUUAGGUGCCCUUCAUUAUAAUACAGUAUAAGCUGAAUUCAAACUGAACAAUGUAGAGAAAAGUCAUGUCUUUUUUUGGUGGAAAUGUACUUUUAUUGAAAUUUGACACACAUGGGAGUUAAUAGUUUUUGUCAGUUCACAUUUAAAUUAACAGCCAGUUAUUGAAAAGCUUGCUUGUUUUUCUAAUUUUUUUUUUUUUUAUGCUGCUCAAUUUUAACGGGCUAGUGUGUGUGUUGCUUUUCAGCGGAGACACAUAAUAUAUCUAAAACCAAUCCCCCUGAGCCUCAUCAAUUUUUUCAGGUAGGUUAAUCUGUGGUCAACACAGGGUGACUUCUCUGCCUCUGCCUGUGUCACACUUUUACAACAUGUUGUACCAACCUUUAAUGUGAUUUAAAGGCACUGUAACAGCUAUAUUGUUAGUGUUUACUUUUAUUUAGCCUGAAAGUUAUAAGGUCACCAAAAGCCAAAACAAUAUUGCCCUCAGUUAAUGUAUAGAACUAUUUCCCAUUAACUAUUUCCCCUCUUUUUCCAGUCUUUGUGCUAAGCUAAGCUAACAGGCUGCUGGCGGUAGCUCCUUAUUUACCAUGUAGACACGAGAAUGGUAUUGAUCUUCUCAUCUAAUUCUCAGUGAGAAAGUGAAAAAUGUCAAACUACUCCUUCACAUUUGGGGUACAGUUAUUUAGAAGCAUAUUGUGCUUUUAACUUUGGCUGAGAAAUUCGUUGUCUUUUUCUUAUUCUGUAUGUAAAGGUUGUACUUUUCUUUUGUUGAAAAAGAAAAAGUUUAACUCAGCCAAAAUAUCAACAAUAUAAUCUGAACAGAAAGAUUUAACAGGAAGAUGAAUAAAAGAUAUCAAAUGAUUUGCCUGUAAUACAAUUAAAAUCAGAGGCCAUUUGCUAGAAGCAGUGUCUAGCACAAAAUUUGUCAGGCCAGUAUUUUCCCAACUUCAUUCUGUGUUAAAGCUUUUAAAUCCCAGAUAAAUGUUUUUACAGCUCAUGUUUUGGUGACCUGAUUGUUUUCUGUUUUUUUUCUUAUUUACUGAUGAUGAUUCAGUUUAAUUCAAGAUUUUUUACAUUCUCAGGAAAGUCACGAUAGCUGGUUUUAAAUUCUACCUUUAAAGCCCUUGAAGUGUCAACGUAUCGGGCUUCUGUCUCCUUUUAUCACCGCUAUUUAACCAUUUGGGGUGUUUGGGUUUUGUCGUUACAUCCUGGUUAUGUGUUGAGCAGGUUGAUUUCAGUUAAAUGAAUUAUAAUUACAUGUUAAAGUGAAGCACAUGCAGUAUUUAGGAUUGCAGUUCUUUGGAUAAAACAUUCCAAAUCAAUGUUGUACAGGUUAAAAGUGACAGAAAACCAAAACACUUAGAGGUUGGACAUACAGUAAAUAUUAAUAAUCAUUGUUGUAGGUGGUCAUAGCAUUGUAUGAAGUGAUGGAUGUUUUCACCCUUUGGCAAAUUCUUUCACUAACCCCUACAUGUAAAUGCUUAAAUGGCUACUUGUUUCUGAAGCUCUGGAUUUCAGGCCUUAGUGUGUCAUUUUGUGGCUGUUGAUGUUAUUCCAUGAGUAGGUGUACUAUGAUAUUUAUAUGAAAGAAAAUAGAAUAUAAAAUUCGAGCCACUUAUUUCUUUAUGAAGUGAAAUUGAAAGAGAGAAUAUUUGUGUGUGGCCCUUGUGAGGCCUGAUGUGUUCAGUCAGAGACAGUGUCACGUUGAUUCCUGUGAAAAGGUUCUUGCCUCUUCAUGAUUCAGUAGAUGGUUAUUACAGUAAUACAGUAUUAGACUUGAAACAGAUGUGAAGAAACGUAUCUGAAUGCUCGUUAUUUCAAAACCUGUGAGUCGUCUUGUCUGAUUGUGAUGAUGUGGUAUUCAGUAGGCUGUUUUCCUUUUUAGUUGUUUUCUCUCUUUUUUGUACCAACCUUAUUUUUGUUGUGUGUAUUUUGGAUGAUGUGUGGGGUGAGUGCGAAGCACAUGUUCGUUGUGUCUUUCCAUGGCUGUGGGUAAUAGAUUAUGAAGUGUUGUUUUAAUAAUUUUUUGAAAAUCUUAAGUAAUGUUUGCACUGGGUUACCUGUUGACAUCAGUGCCAACUUAUUUCACAGUGAAUCACAGUGGAGCAAUACUAACAUAAAUAUAUUAAACAGUAGAAUUAUUAGGAUCAAGUGGGGUCCUGUUGUGCAGGUUUCAAGUAUAGAGAGAACAACUUUUAAAACAUUUAAAACAUGUAAUGAACUGAAAAAUGGGCCUGUUUUCAAGUUGGACACCACUAGUAUAAUUUUACAACUGCAUUUUCACCAGCAGAUGCACAUACAGUAGUUAUGAAGUAUAACCCUGUAAACCGUACCAUUCACAUGCUCAUCUGUUAGUAAAUGCACAAAGUUUAGCUGAUCCGAUCUAUAAACUAAGUGUGAAGUUAUGCACAAAGACGAACAAAGAAGCUACUUUUUUUCUGUGGCAGUAGUAAGUUAUCUUGGUGAGUUCUGAAUCCCUCCAGACUUUCUACCAUAUGUACAUACAGCACAGUUAAUGUGUUUAUGGAAAUUACAGCUGUAUAGUUAUCGUGUAGCAGGAACUUCAGUGCACUGGACAGCCAAUACUCUGCAUUUCAUGUCGCUGUAUCAAAGCUUCUGAGAGCCAUUUCCCAUUAUCGUCCCCCCACGAUCCCAACAUGUGCUGUAUGUUGUUUGAUAUGUAUUAUCAUGUACUAUAUCAUGAGUAGAUAUAAAUAUAUAAUUACUUGAGGUGAGGUAAAUAUUUGCCAUGGAUAAACACAUUCAAAAGGAACAUGUUCUAAUGAAGGUGAAUGAGACGUUUGAGGAGGCUGUGUCUCCAUGAGUGAAGUAAAUGAGGAAUACAUUUUUGUGUAUUACUUUUGUAUUAUUUGGU